Molecule: messenger RNA, 460 nt
Organism: Salvia splendens (bonfire salvia)
Lineage: Eukaryota; Viridiplantae; Streptophyta; Magnoliopsida; Lamiales; Lamiaceae
Product: glutaredoxin-like
Exons: 2
Biological process (GO): cellular response to oxidative stress
Cellular component (GO): cytoplasm
Molecular function (GO): glutathione disulfide oxidoreductase activity
Source: RefSeq, a predicted model, not a curated record
CUUGUUUCCAAUUUCAAUGAUUUGUCUACUAUAUUUGGCUCCAAAUCAUGUUUCCGUUCCACUUUCAAUGAAUACUGCAUUACUGACACACGGAAUGCAGAUGAUGGAAGUGAAAUGCAAUCCGGUCUGGCUGAAUGGACCGGGCAGCGCUCCGUCCCGAAUGUGUUCAUUGGUGGCAAACACAUAGGCGGCUGUGAUGCAACCACCGCGCUGCAUAGUGCUGGAAAGCUUGUUCCGUUACUGACUGAAGCCGGAGCAGUUGCCAAAGCUGAUACCUCAGGAGGUGCCAAAGCUUCUAUCUAGACUACUACCAAUUAUGCUCCUUACUUGCAAAUGUUAUGAUACUCUACACCUCACAAUCUUAUGUUACUUGUACUGAAUUAAGAAUUAUGAUUGUGCCGUACUUGCACAUGUUAUGAUACUCAAGAUUUGAUUUGAUCAAUGAUAAAAAGGUGCAGCA